Messenger RNA from Paracoccidioides brasiliensis Pb18, 1254 nucleotides. RefSeq lists its product as uncharacterized. The record is from RefSeq and is a predicted model, not a curated record. The coding region runs from base 1 to 1254 and encodes 417 amino acids. Gene Ontology annotation, molecular function: transcription cis-regulatory region binding; protein binding. The transcript has a single exon. Gene Ontology annotation, cellular component: nucleus. Gene Ontology annotation, biological process: positive regulation of transcription by RNA polymerase II.
AUGUCCCUCUCCAAAUGCCCUCCAGAAUUGGUUCUAAAUAUCGCGAACCAUAUCCCAAGCAAACAGGACCUCAGCAGCCUCUCGCGAACUUGUCAAGAUCUCCGCUUUCUGCUGAACAACUGCCUCUAUCGCCGUGAUGUAGAGUCUGACAAUCCACAAGCCCUAUUUUGGGCAGCCUGCACAGGCCGCAUAUCCAUUGCACGGAAGGCCCUCUCGCAUGGCGCAAACAUACAUGCACGGGAUACUUCCACUUCGCCUCCCCGCAACCUUGUCCAAGCCUUGCCCCGUCGCUGGGAGUCAUGCCCGACAACUUUCGACUUCACCCCUCUGCACAUAGCAACUCGCUUCCGCCAUGAGAGCAUGGUUCGUUUUCUCGUCCACCAGGGUGCGGACAUCCAUGAGCCAUUCCCAGACCACCUGGACGGGUACCCAUUGCAUUUUGUCAGUGCCAACGGUCCCAUGGGCAUCCUGAGGCUCUUCUUGGAGAGAGGCGAUGAAGUCGACGUGCGCAAUGCUCUAGGGUGGACGCCUUUGUAUUGUGCUGUGAGGUCGUUUUCUACAUGCACUCCCGAUAAGAAGAAAGCUGCGCGUAUCCGGCUGUUGUUGGACUAUAAUGCCGAUCCAGAUGUCGAGAGCAGGGAUGGGAAGUCCCCUAGGGACUUGACAAGCAACUCUUAUGAUUCGUAUAUUAGGAUGAUGUUCCAGGACGAUAAACAGUGGAGAAUUCGUCUUCAUGAGGCCAAUUGGGAGGUUUGGCGGUUUCGGGAGGAUUUUCUGUUGGAGGAGCAAGAGGCGGAGGGAGACGCUGAUCGGACGGGAAUGUUGAACGGUAGUAAUUUCGCUUCCGCGACACAGGAUGCGGUGAAAGGAUCAAAAUCGAAACGGUCUCGCAAAUGGCCGAAUAAAAAGAGGACACAGGCAGAGGAGGCGGUUGGUAUUGAAGAGCGCAAACGUGAAGAAAAGGGAAAGCAACUCUCGAACAAGGAAGCAGUGGAUCUGGUUAAGCUUGACAAGAAGACUGUCGACACCAUCGCCGGAAGACAGCAUGCCUGGUCAACGAUCCGUGCUGAGUGUGAUCAGCGUGUUACGAAGCUGGUUAAGGUUCGAGGAUUACCUGCUAGAUGCUCGCAUUUAUCCAUUACAAUAUUCAAGAGGAAAGGAAAGGUUGAGUGCCUAUAUUGCAAUGUCAUUGUUAAGCAAUCUUUUCAAUGCCCUGAUUGCAGUGCGGUUGUUUACUUCAAGUGUGUUUCAUGA